Messenger RNA from Camellia sinensis, 1787 nucleotides. The record is from RefSeq and is a predicted model, not a curated record. Lineage: Eukaryota; Viridiplantae; Streptophyta; Magnoliopsida; Ericales; Theaceae.
AUACCUAAGACUUGAGUUUUGGAAACAAAGAAUGGGUGAAGCUAACUGGUACACCAUAGCUCUCAUCAUUUUCCCUCUCCUCCUACUCUUCUUCAAGCUCUUCACAUCGAAACAAGAAACAUACAAGAAUCUCCCCCCAAGUCCUCCUGGGCUUCCCAUCCUAGGCCAUCUCCAUCUACUAAAAGAGCCACUGUACCAAACUCUGCAAGGCUUUUCAGAUAAGUAUGGCCCAAUCAUCUUCCUUCGGUUCGGACCCAGAAAGGUCAUCAUUGUCAACUCUCCUUUGGCCGUCGAAGAAUGUUUCACAAAAAACGAUAUUAUCUUUGCCAACCGGCCACGUAGUCCCAUCGGAAAACACCUCACCUACGACUACACCACAAUAACUGCAGCCUCAUAUGGUGACCUUUGGCGCAAUCUGAGGCGUAUUACAACCUUAGAGAUUUUCUCGAAUGCUCGACUGGAGAGGACAUCUGGUAUACGAGGAGAGGAAGUGAAGUUUUGGUUGAAUCAACUCACGAAAAAUUGUGGUGAUGGUGGGUAUAGUAAGGUGGACUUGAAAAACAAGUUUUUUGGGCUCUCUUUUAAUGUUACAACAAUGAUGAUCAUGGGGAAGAGGUUCUAUGGAGAGGAUGUGUCGGAUGUUGAGGAGGCCAAGCUCUUUCAGAAUUUGAUGAGGGAGCACUUUGAACUUGCUCAAAUAUCACAUCCAUCAGACAUUUUCCCGAUCUUGCUGUGGGUGGAUUUUUUUGGGAUUGAGAAGAAAUUAGUAGCCAGUGCAGAGAAGAUGGACAAGUUUUUGCAGCAUCUAGUUGAUGAACGACGGAGAAUCAGUGCAUCAAAACAAACGAGGACACUAAUCGACAAUUUGUUGUCUUGGCAAGAAACAGAACCAGAGUUCUACACCAACAAUAUUAUAAAUGGGAUUAUAAUGAUAUUGUUACUUGCUGGAACUGAGACUUCAUCAACAACCAUGGAAUGGGCGAUGUCACUACUACUUAACCAUCCAGAUGUAAUGAAAAAAGUUCGAGCAGAGAUAGAUGCUCAUGUUGAACAAGACCGCAUCAUAAACGAACAAGACUUGCCCAAGUUGAAUUACCUAUCAAAUGUAAUCAAUGAAGCACUCCGAUUAUAUGCACCUGUCCCACUUCUACUGCCACAUGAAGCAUCUGAAGAUUGUACUGUGGGAGGUUAUGAUGUCCCGCGAGGUACGAUGUUGAUGGUAAAUGCGUUGGCCAUUCAUAGGGACCCUAAGCUAUGGGAAAAUCCAACAAUGUUUAUGCCAGAGAGGUUUGAAGGAGAUGGUGCUGAAGAUGGGUAUAGGCUGAUUCCAUUUGGCAGUGGAAGACGUGGAUGUCCUGGGGCUAGCCUGGCAAAAAAGAUGGUUGGGCUUGCACUUGGAGCCUUAAUUCAGUCAUUUGAAUGGGAGAGAGUUGAUGAAAAUGAGGUGGAUAUGGCUGAGAGUUCAGGCAUCACCAUGCCCAAGUUGAAGCCGUUAGAGGCCAUGUGCAAGCCACGUCUAUCCAUGAGCACUCCAUGCCUUGUUUGAUCUUUUUUUGAUUUAGUAUUACUACAGACAUACAAAUAAAUAAAUAAAUCAUAUAAAGUUUCAAAAUAGACACAAUCGAGUGUGGGAUCCAAACCUACCCUUAUGUCUAUUAUUAUUAUUAUUUUUGUUUUUAAAAUUCUCUUUUUCAUUUGUAAAAUGAGUGAAUGAAGCUCAGCUCUGUAUGAAUGUUCUGUAUGGGGUACCUUUUACCCAAAUAUAUGGAUGUUAUCUUCUUGGGAAA